ACGACUGUACUCUCCCUACUUUACAAUAGUCAUGGUUUAUUGAAGGGUGCUGCACACAUGGAAGUUUACAAUAAGUUUACCACUGGUUGUGGUGAGUAUAAUGUUAAAUGUUCUCUCCCUCCGCAGGUCUGGGAAGAACAGUGUUCAAACUCUUUCAGCACCCUUCGCUGGCCAUUGUGAAGGCUGCUGGACUCAUCAUGAAGGCCAUCAUUGAGGAGGGGACGCCGGAGAUGGCAAAGAAGAUGCAGGACCUGGCGCUGGCAGAGGGAGCUCUCCCCCGGCACCUCCACACCUCCCUCUUCACCGCUUCCAGCGACAACAGACUCCUCACUCACAGGUAAGAGGUCAACUCCUGACCACACCCCUCUAUCGACAUGUGUAAGGCUACAGCAAGCUCACAUUGAAACCCUGCCUUGUACAGGUUAACCAGC
Geodia barretti is the source of this 431-nucleotide messenger RNA. NCBI's taxonomy places the organism in Eukaryota, Metazoa, Porifera, Demospongiae, Tetractinellida, Geodiidae. The record is from the annotation of a GenBank genome assembly.